CAGUCCUCGCCGUACCGGAGCCCCGGGUGCCACCGAACUCCCUGCUCGGUACCGGUGCUGAGCCCCCCUGAGCGGCAGCGGCGGUGACCAUGGACCCCAAGGACCGCAAGAAGAUCCAGUUCUCGGUGCCGGCCCCCCCCAGCCAGCUGGACCCCCGCGCCGUGGAGAUGAUCCGGCGGAGGAGACCCACACCGGCCAUGCUCUUCCAGCUCUCCGAGCACUCAUCCCCAGAGGACGAGUCCCUGCCCUACCAGCGUGAGAGCUGCCUGCUGAAACCAAAGAGAUCCAACCCGUGUGCCUACACCCCGCCCUCGCUCAAAGCGGUGCAGCGCAUUGUCCAGUCCCACAUGGAGGGUGGCCUGGCCGGGGGGGACAGCUCCGAUGGGGAGGCUGAUGAUGGGGAACAUGUCGAUCCCGACAGUGCCCUGGAGCCCGCGCCCGGGAGCCAUCCCCGAGCCGAGCGCAGCUACUUCAGCGGCCCCAAGGCUCACAAGCGGAAAGGCGGACAGAAGGUGUCCUUCGCCGGCGGCUUCGACGAGCGCGGCCAGGACCUGAAGUCGCUGACGGUGUCCGAGAUCCCGGAGGAUCCCGAGGGACUGGAGGAAGAGGAGGAGGAGGACGGCGGCACCGGGGAGCGGCGACACGUUGGCUUCGCCGAGGUCCCAUCUCGCCCCAUCGGCACCGAGCGCCAUUCGCCCACCUACCCCCUGGGUACCAGUUAACCGGCACCGGGACCCGGCACCCCCCGGCUGCAGCAGCUUCGCUGGUGCCCCCCCCGGCCCCAUUGCCCCCCCUCGCCCCACUGCUGCCCUGCCUGCGCUUCGUGUGCUGCCCCACACAUGGCCACGGCCACCACGCUUCGCACUGGGGGGUCCCACGCGAGGGGCCGGGACCCCCCCGGGGGGCUGGUGGGGACCCCCCCCCCCGGCCCC
Melopsittacus undulatus (budgerigar) is the source of this 932-nucleotide messenger RNA. RefSeq names its product protein phosphatase 1 regulatory inhibitor subunit 1B (gene PPP1R1B). Gene Ontology annotation, biological process: intracellular signal transduction. The transcript has 8 exons. The record is from RefSeq and is a predicted model, not a curated record. Gene Ontology annotation, molecular function: protein phosphatase inhibitor activity. The coding region runs from base 90 to 722 and encodes 210 amino acids. Gene Ontology annotation, cellular component: cytoplasm. Lineage: Eukaryota; Metazoa; Chordata; Aves; Psittaciformes; Psittaculidae.